AUGAUGGAAUGCGACCCCUCUUCGGCUUUCUUCGGGUUCAUGGGCGUGACAUCCGCCUUGGUGUUCGCAAACCUUGGGGCAGCAUACGGCACGGCGAAGAGCGGUGUUGGCAUUGCAUCUAUGGGCGUCAUGCGACCUGAUAUGAUCAUGAAGUCCAUCAUUCCAGUGGUCAUGGCGGGUGUGUUGGGCAUCUAUGGACUAAUCACGGCGGUCAUCAUCAAUGGCAAGAUGGAUGCAGCGAACUACUCGGCAUACUCCGGCUACGCGCACCUAGGAGCAGGCCUCACCGUGGGUAUGAGCUCGCUGGCUGCGGGCCUCGCCAUUGGAAUUGUCGGAGAUGCUGGUGUUAGGGCCAACGCUCAGCAGCCACGACUCUUUGUGGGGAUGAUUUUGAUUCUCAUCUUCGCCGAGGCUCUCGGCCUCUACGGCCUCAUUGUGGGCCUGGUAGUUGCCUCAACAGCUGAGGGCAAAGGAAAGGGACUUUGCAAGCCUUAUGCUUGA
This is a messenger RNA of Symbiodinium pilosum, 501 nucleotides long. The record is from the annotation of a GenBank genome assembly. Lineage: Eukaryota; Dinophyceae; Suessiales; Symbiodiniaceae.